Harpegnathos saltator (Jerdon's jumping ant) is the source of this 1134-nucleotide messenger RNA. Its product is annotated as general transcription factor 3C polypeptide 6. Bases 291 to 884 code for a protein of 197 amino acids. NCBI's taxonomy places the organism in Eukaryota, Metazoa, Arthropoda, Insecta, Hymenoptera, Formicidae. Gene Ontology annotation, cellular component: transcription factor TFIIIC complex. The transcript has 5 exons. Gene Ontology annotation, biological process: transcription by RNA polymerase III. The record is from RefSeq and is a predicted model, not a curated record.
GUUCAGUAGUGCAGCUAUAAAGAACAGAUCCCAUUUGUCUGCACUGUUGCAACUGGUGCAACAAGUUAAAGUGAGAAAACCUACAUGUGUCUCACUUUAACUUAAUGCACCAGUCCAGAAAUGCAGACAAAACGAACAGGCCUAUAUAUAUAGAACUGAAUUGAACUGAGCGAGGAGGGUUAUAUCGAAACGUGUGCAGUAAUAAGUUAUAACUUUGACAGGUAAAGCCAACAUAGUCCAAUGCUAAAAUAGUCUGUCACAGAAGUUACAAGUAAUAUUUGACAAUAAGGAUGCAAUCUGAUGAUGAUUUGUCUGAAGACGAAGAAGAGAUUCUGGUUUAUGUGGAAUUUGAGGAUCUUGUAGGCAGUAAUAUGUUUUCUAAUGAAGAUCUUCAAUUAGAUAUGAUAGGACUAGAUACAGAACAUCCAAUAAUGCAGGUCAAUGGACGGUAUUAUGAAGGUGUUUAUGAAGAUGCUGUGGGCACAUAUAUGUUUUUUGAGAAAGAUGACGAUCCACACGUGGAUGAUAUUAUAUUUGAUAAAGUUCCAACUCUAAAAUACUUUGCUAAAACUAGAAAAUUACUGAAGAUGCAACGGGUCUUUGCAAAACCUAAAGUAGAGCUCUUUGACAAUCCUGAUAUCAGCAACUGUAUUCCAAAUAUUAACGCAUUAUCACAAGCUGGAGUACCACUGAAGUAUCAACAAGAUGCUCUUGAAUUUUGGAGCAUACUACGUGAUGAGAAACUAAAAGAGUUAAGUACAUGUUUGGAGAAACAAAAAAUUACAGAAAAAGAAAUAUCUCAGGACACAGUACCAGAUUCAGAAUCUAGUGAGAAAAUAUUCCCUGGGACAUCUAAAAGUAAAAAAGAAGCAGAAAAUAUAUAAACAGGAAUCUUUUAUAUGAUGCUAAAUUUAAUAAAGCAAUUUUGAAAUGGAAAUAUUACAAAUUGUACCAUUGUUCGGGAAUAGGGUGACCAUAUGUACUCUUUUAAGAGUAUAUGUACUCUUUUAAGAAUAUAUAUACUCUUUUUAAGGUGGUAAAAAGAGUACUCUCUGCUUUUUACAUAUCGUACUCUUGUAUAUACUCUUUUUUUGUAACGUUAAUUAUACUUUGUCGAUAUAAAUGACCAGAAAG